AUGGAUGUUAUAAUUAAGAACGGUCGGAUUGUGACCGCUUCCGAAGUGUUGCCCUUCGGCCUUGACAUUGGCAUCAAGGAUGGCAAGAUUGCUUGCAUUGGCCGUGGUCUUGAAGCAGGAGAAAGCACAGAGGUUAUCGAUGCCGAAGGUGCAUACGUGACGCCGGGAGGUGUAGACUCUCAUGUUCAUAUUGAGCAAGACAACUCGCCGACAGGCGACAAUUGGGAAUGUGGCUCCCGAAGUGCGCUAGCAGGUGGAAACACCACCGUAAUUGCAUUCGCCUCACAGAAGAGACAUGAGGAGAGCAUCUGGCCUGUUCUCGAUACUUACCAUAAGCGAGCGGCGGGUAACGCCUACUGCGACUAUGGCUUCCACGUUAUCCUCACAAACCCUACUGAGCAGAUUCUGGAGAAGGAAUUGCCAGAGCUGGUCGAGAAGGAGGGCAUCUCCAGCGUCAAGCUCUACAUGACAUACGAGCCGAUGAAGCUCGGUGAUGCAGACCUGUUCAAUAUUAUGAUGCAAGCUCGCAGUCUUGGGAUCACGACUAUGAUACAUGCUGAGAACAGUGAUAUCAUCGAGCAGAUCACAAAGCGGUUAGCCAAAGCUGGCAAUACUAGCACAUUCUUCCACUCUGUCGCGAGGCCGCAGAUCGCAGAGACUGAAGCCACAUACCGUGCCAUUAGCCUAGCAGAAGUCACCGACACACCAAUUCUCCUCGUCCACAUGUCGGCGCCACAGGCCGUGAAGCACGUCAGCGAAGCACAGCAGAGACUGCUGCCCAUCCACGCUGAAACGUGCCCUCACUAUCUCUACUUAUUGAGCGAUCGUCUGCGAUCCGGGCUACAUGACUGCGAGGGCGCAAAGAACAUCUGCGCUCCUCCACUAAGGCACGAUCCCAAGGAUCUCGAGGAGAUCUGGCGCAGUGUUGCCAACGGCACCUUUACUGUCAUCAGCUCCGACCACGCGCCAGCUACAUUCGACCAUCCAUGCGGAAAGAAGAAGGCCCUCGCCAAAGAGGGUGCUGUCGACAAGGACGGCCAUGUGCAUGCUGAUUUCCGGGACGUGCCAAAUGGACUGCCAGGCAUCGAGACCCGCUUGCCCCUGAUAUUUGACCGGACAUUCGACCCCACUGUCGGCUAUCGCUUCCACGAUGAUAAGAUCCGUAUCUCGCUACCGAGAUUCGUGGAGCUGACAUCGACUAACCCUGCCAAACUUUACGGGCUAGGUGACAGAAAGGGAAGUCUUCUUCCUGGAUAUGAUGCUGACAUUGUCAUUUGGUAUCCGGAAGAGCCACCAAUGACAACUGCACCAAUGGGCUUGUUGGAUGGUGCCGCGGCAGAUAGUAGCACAUAUAGAUCAUCUAAGCGGCCGUCCAAGUUCAAGAUUACAAAUGAGAUGCUUCAUCAUAGUAUUGAUUACACUCCUUUUGAAGGGGUGGAAGUGAGGAAUUGGCCCCGCCGGGUUCUUCUUCGAGGCAAGGUCAUGUGGGACAGGGAUGGGGGAGGUGUGGUUGGAAGUAAAAGUGACGACGUGGGCGUCUGA
Phaeoacremonium minimum UCRPA7 is the source of this 1542-nucleotide messenger RNA. Its product is annotated as putative amidohydrolase 1 protein. The transcript is spliced from 4 exons. Gene Ontology annotation, cellular component: cytoplasm. Gene Ontology annotation, molecular function: hydrolase activity, acting on carbon-nitrogen (but not peptide) bonds. NCBI's taxonomy places the organism in Eukaryota, Fungi, Ascomycota, Sordariomycetes, Togniniales, Togniniaceae. The coding region runs from base 1 to 1542 and encodes 513 amino acids. The record is from RefSeq and is a predicted model, not a curated record.